Symphalangus syndactylus (siamang) is the source of this 1379-nucleotide messenger RNA. Its product is annotated as tRNA (guanine(10)-N2)-methyltransferase homolog. The record is from RefSeq and is a predicted model, not a curated record. NCBI's taxonomy places the organism in Eukaryota, Metazoa, Chordata, Mammalia, Primates, Hylobatidae. Gene Ontology annotation, molecular function: methyltransferase activity. Gene Ontology annotation, cellular component: cytoplasm.
AGCAUUCCCUCUGAAGAUAUUGCAAGAAAUUUCACGAAAUGGACAGUCUAUGUGUGAACUAUAGGAUCAUGGACAAUCUCCCAAGGAGCUUUACAGUUCCCUUAAAAAUUACCCUGUGGACAAGAUGGUUCCAUUUCUACGUUCAGACUCUACAUAUAAAAUAAAGAUUCACACUUUUAAUAAGACUGACACAAGAAGGGAAAAAUCAAGCGAACAGAUGCACUUGAAUGUCUGCCAUUUGAAGAAAAAGUGAAUUGAAAGAAACCACAACAUACAUUCUCUGUUUUGGAGGAUCACGGUUUGGACCCAAACUGCAUCCCUGAGAAUCCACAUAAUAAUUACUUUGGCAGAUGGAUUGCAGAUGGACGGAUAGAGCUUAUUGAGUCACACAGUGUCAAAAAGAGGCACUUUGUUGGAAAUACAAGUAUGGAUGCUGGUUUGUCAUUCAUCAUGGCUAACCAUGGGAAAGUGAAAGAAAAUGAUAUUGUCUCUGAUCUGUCUGUUGAAACAGCAGUGUACUUUCUUCUAGGUGGCCUCCUGAUAGCAUGUGCUCAUUUUGGUGCAUAUGUUUAUGGGACAGACAUAGACCACAACAUAGUUCAUGGCUUGGGAAUGGCCAGUAGGAAAAAACAGAUAUGGAGAGGACCAGAUGAAAACAUUAGGGCCAAUCUUUGUCAAUAUGGUUUAGAGAAGUAUGACCUUGAAGUCCUGGUUUCAGAUGCAUCUAAACCUUCCUGGAGAGAGGGCACAUAUUUUGAUCCUCUAUGUGGUAUCAGAGAAUCUACGAGAAGAACAGGUUCACUGAAGGAAAUACCAAAUGAGAUAGAAAAAUGUCCAGAAAGCCACAUUCCUGUUUCCUUGAGUUAUCAUCUGAGUGAUACGUUUUUUGACUUGUUAAACUUCUCAGCUGAGACCCUUGUGGUAGGUGGAAGACUAGUCUAUUGGUUACUAGUGUAUAUACUAGAAUACACUGAAGAGAUGGUGCCCUGGCAUCCUUGCCUAAAACUCAUUAGCAACUGCGAGCAGAAGCUUUCCAGUCACACAUCAAGGUGCUUGAUAACAAUGGAAAUGGUGAAGAAAUUUGAGAACUGCGACCGGUAUUCACAUCUGCAAAGUGAUCAUUUUCUGCCAUACCAAGGUCAUAAUUCCUUCCGUGAGAAAUGUUUUAGUGGGGUAACAGAAAGAAUUGCCAAGGAAGAACAAUCCAGCCAGGAAUGAAAAUUAAGAUUUUGACAAUGAAGAAAGGAUGAGAAUUUGAUAGAAAAGACAUGUGGAUGUGAACUUUCGUGUAUGAUCCAGACAAUAUGUCCUGUUUUUAAAUAUUUUAUAUAAAAAAGGUACAAAGGUACAAAGUAAAUUGAGCAAUGCUUUUAAAGUUA